Molecule: messenger RNA, 2041 nt
Organism: Manis pentadactyla (Chinese pangolin)
Lineage: Eukaryota; Metazoa; Chordata; Mammalia; Pholidota; Manidae
Gene: BCO2
Product: beta-carotene oxygenase 2
Biological process (GO): carotene catabolic process; retinal metabolic process
Cellular component (GO): mitochondrion
Molecular function (GO): beta-carotene 15,15'-dioxygenase activity; carotenoid dioxygenase activity
Source: RefSeq, a predicted model, not a curated record
GGACAGACAGGAAGUGAGUGUUGCUGCCAGUGAGUGUGAGGGUUUGGAAAUCACAGAUCUGCUGCUGCUGAGCUCAAUACAAAAAUGUUCUUUCAAAUCUUUCUCCAUUUUGUCAGCAAUCUUCCGGCCACUGCAGUGGGCUGCCUUUCUGUUCUAAUGCAGCGGAUCCCAGUUUUGAAGAAGUACACAGAAAACACUCAUCAGAAAAAAGCCAUCUUUAGUAAGCGACAGAAUCUUCCAUGUAUUGCACCACUACUGGCCACAGUGCAGGAGACUCUGUGGACCUCUGCUCAAGUCCAAGGACAUCUCCCUAAGUGGCUCAAUGGUUCUCUGCUUCGAAUUGGACCUGGGAAAUUUGAGUUUGGGAAGGACAAGUAUAAUCACCGGUUUGACAGAAUGGCUUUGCUUUACCAAUUCAGAAUGGAGAAGGGCACUGUGACAUACAGGAGCAAGUUUCUACAGAGUGAUACAUAUAAGGCCAACAGUGUUCAUGAUCGAAUUGUGAUCUCAGAAUUUGGCACACUGGCUCUUCCUGACCCAUGCAAGAAUGUUUUUGAGCGUUUCAUGUCAAAGUUUGAGCCGCCUGCAAUGACAGACAACACCAAUGUCAAUUAUGUGCGGUACAAGGGUGAUUACUACAUUAGUACUGAGACCAACUUUAUGAAUAAAGUGGACAUUGAAACCCUGGAAAAAACAGAAAAGGUCAACUGGAGCAAAUUCAUCACUGUGAGUGGUGCAACUGCACAUCCUCAUUAUGACCCAGAUGGAACCACAUUCAACAUGGGCAACUCCUAUGGGCCGCAUGGUUCUUGCUAUAAUGUUAUUCGAGUUCCUCCAGAGAGGUUAGACUCUGGGGAGACAAUCCACGGAGCCCAGGUGAUAUGUUCUAUUGCCUCUGCAGAGGGGAUGAAACCUUCUUACUACCAUAGCUUUGGAAUGACAACAAACUACAUAAUCUUCAUUGAACAGCUAAAGAUAAAUCUGUGGAAAAUGAUCACUUCUAUAAUUCGUGGAAAGGCCUUUUCAGAUGCGAUAAGCUGGGAACCCCAGUAUAACACACGGUUUCAUGUGGUGGAUAAGCAUACUGGACAGCUUCUUCCAAGGAUGUACUAUAGUAAACCUUUUGUUACUUUUCAUCAAAUCAAUGCCUUUGAGGACCAGGGCUGUGUUGUAAUUGAUUUGUGUGGUCAAGAUAAUGGAAAAAGCCUAGAAGUUUAUCAACUACAGAAUCUUAGGAAAGCUGGGGAAGGGCUUGAUCAGGUCUAUGAUUCACCCACCAAAUCCUUUCCUCUAAGGUUUGUUUGGCCCUUACAAGUCAGUGUGAAUGCCCCUGAGGGAGAGAACCUUAGCCCACUGUCCUGUUCUUCAGCCAGAGCUGUGAGACAGGCUGACGGGAAGAUUUGGUGCUCUUGUGAAAAUCUACAUCCUGAGGGCCUAGAGGAGGAAGGAGGUAUCGAAUUUUCCCAGAUCAACUACAGCCAAUUCAGUGGCAAGAAGUACAAUUUCUUCUAUGGCUGUGGCUUCCGGCACUUGGUGGGGGAUUCUCUGAUCAAGGUUGAUGUGGUGAACAAGAAGCUGACGGUUUGGAGAGAAGAUGGUUUUUAUCCCUCAGAGCCUGUUUUUGUUCCAGUACCAGGAGCCAAUGAAGAAGAUGGUGGGAUUAUUCUUUCUACAGUGAUCACCCCCAACCAGAAUGAAAGCAAUUUUCUUCUAGUCUUGGAUGCCAAGAACUUUGAAGAACUGGGCCGAGCAGAGGUGCUUGUGAAAAUGCCUUAUGGAUUCCAUGGCACCUUCGUUACCAUCUGAAAGGACAACCACAAGCUCCGGAAGUUAGGUGUAAAAUGAAUGUGCUCUUACAAAAGAGAAAGCAAAAAGGAGGGCAAGCCCUCCAAAAGGAGUGCAAGGCCUGCUUUCCAAGCCAUAGACAAGUGGGUUUUAAGUCAGAAUUCAUGAGAUAAUUGUGGUUUUAUGUUUUCUUUGGGCUCUUCCUCAGAAACAUUAAGCAAAUGUUGGUACAAACUCUUGAAGAGUUCUGAAUUUA